UGGAUUGGAUACGAGAAAGAAAGGCAUGCAGUCUUAACACAAGAUUUUCGAGACAGAAUGGCAGUCAGCUAUUGCCAGAAGACAUCACCAUUCAUGUUGACCGGGAAAAUUUCCCAAAGCAUCUUGUGGAUGAAUGCCUAGACCAUUCAUGUACUGAGGAUGCCGUCUGUAUUCAUGGAAAUUGUGUACCAGUUUUGGAAGAAAAAAUAUACAAGGACUGUUUGGAUAUCUUGAAAAGAAACCCGAUCAGGAAGUACCAAGAUGGGAUUUAUAUUAUUUACGCCGACACCAGAAGAGAAGUUUUCUGUGACAUGACGACCAAUGAAGGCGGCUGGACAGUAAUUCAGAAACGAGAGGAUGGCGAUGUUGACUUUUUCAGGACAUGGAAAGAGUACAAACACGAAUUUGGGAAUGCAUCCAAAGACUACUGGAUAGGAAAUGACGCAAUCCAUGCUUUAACAAGAGAUCAAAACCAAGAGCUACGAGUAGACCUCCGGAGAUUUAAUGGAGAACAGGCUUAUGCGGAAUACUCCACAUUUUACAUCAGAGAUGAAAAAAAUAAAUACACUUUAACAGUAUCUGGAUACAGCGGAACAGCAAGUGACAGUUGGGCUUAUCACAAUGGUAUGAAAUUCAGCACAAAAGAUGAGGAUAACGACGGGGGCGACUAUGACGAUGACUGUGCCAAUACUUACCGAGGAGCCUGGUGGUACGACCUCUGUCUCAGGUCAAACCUGAACGGUCUGUAUACACAGUCGGCUCUGAUUGGUCCUGAGUACCCGGUAUGGCUGUACUGGACAGAUAGCUUUGAAGCGCUUCAGAAGACUGUAAUGAUGAAAAGACACAAAUAGUGAGAGGGACAUUCAAUAAGUUAUGUA
Saccostrea cuccullata (small rock oyster) is the source of this 878-nucleotide messenger RNA. Its product is annotated as fibrinogen-like protein A. Lineage: Eukaryota; Metazoa; Mollusca; Bivalvia; Ostreida; Ostreidae. The record is from RefSeq and is a predicted model, not a curated record. The annotation marks the transcript as partial. The transcript is spliced from 6 exons.